AUGGCACCACACCCUCUGGACCCCCUCUCCUCCGCGGAGAUCGAGAGGGCCAUCGCAGUCGUCACCAAGGCGCACGGCGAGGUCUUCUUCAACGUUGUCUCCCUCCACGAGCCGCGCAAGGCCGAGUUGACAGCAUGGCUCGCCUCGCCCUCCGCAACACCACUCCCGCGCCGCGUCGCAGACGUCGUCGUGAUCGCAAAGGGCGGAAAGGUCUACGAUGGCUUCGUUGAUCUCGCCUCCGGCCAAAUCACAAAGUGGGAGCUCAUGCAAGGCGUCCAGCCCAUCAUCACAAUGGAGGAACUCCAACUCGUCGAGCACAUCGCCCGCACCGACCCCAAGGUCAUCGAGCAAUGCGAAAUCUCCGGCAUCCCCCGCUCCGACAUGCACAAGGUCUACUGCGACCCGUGGACGAUCGGCUACGACGAGCGCCACGGCAACACCAUACGCCUCCAGCAGGCCCUCAUGUACUACCGCCCGGACCCGGACACCUGCCAGUACCAGUACCCGCUCGACUUCUGCCCCAUCUACGACGCCGACAAGCAGGCCAUCAUCGCCAUCGACAUCCCCAACGUCCGCCGGCCCCUCAACAAGACGGCCCCCGUCGACUACCACCCGGCCGCCAUCCAGAAGCAGGGCGGCUACCGCCGCGACCUCAAGCCCAUCAACAUCACCCAGCCCCAGGGCGUCAGCUUCAAGAUGGCCGGCCGCGAGCUCGAGUGGCAGAACUGGAAGUUCCACAUCGGCUUCAACUACCGCGAGGGCAUCGUCCUCAGCAACAUCACCUACAACGACAAGGGCAACGUCCGCCCCAUCUUCUACCGCCUCUCGCUGGCCGAGAUGGUCGUCCCCUACGGAAACCCCGAGCACCCCCACCAGCGCAAGCACGCCUUCGACCUCGGCGAGUACGGCGCCGGCUACAUGACCAACAGCCUGUCCCUCGGCUGCGACUGCAAGGGCGAGAUCCAUUACCUGGAUGCCGAGUUCCCCACGCGCAACGGCGGCGUGAGGACCAUCAAGAACGCCAUCUGCAUCCACGAGGAGGACAGCGGUAUUCUCUUCAAGCACACCGACUUCCGCGACGACUCCGUCAUCGUCACCCGCGGACGCAAGCUCAUCAUCCAGCAAAUCUUCACCGCCGCCAACUACGAGUACGCCGUGCAAUGGAUCUUCCACCAAGACGGCACGAUCCAGCCCGAGAUCAAGCUCACCGGCAUCCUCAACACCUACAGCAUGAACCCCGGCGAGGACACCAAGGGCUGGGGCACCCAGGUCUACCCGGGCGUCAACGCCCACAACCACCAGCACCUCUUCUGCCUGCGCAUCGACCCCAACGUCGACGGGCCCCGCAACACCGUCUUCAUGGUCGACGCCGUCCCCUCCGACGCCCCCGUCGGCUCCCCCGAGAACUACUACGGCAACGCCUUCGGCGCCACGAAGACCAAGCUCGACACCACCGGCAGGUCCCUCACCGACUACAACGGCGCCACCAGCCGCACCUGGGAGAUCUGCAACACCGAGAAGAUCCACCCCUACAGCGGCAAGCCCGCCUCCUACAAGCUCGUCAGCAGGGAGGUGCCCGGUCUGCUGCCCAAGGAGGGCUCGCUGGUGUGGAAGCGCGCCGGCUUCGCCAGGCACGCGGUCAUGGUCACAAAGUACCGCGACGACGAGCUCUGGCCCGCGGGCCGCCACGUGCCCCAGACCUCGGGCGAGCCGUCCGCCGGCAUCCCGGAGUGGAUCGGCGACGGCUCCGAGCCCGUCGAGCAGGAGGACAUCGUCUUCUGGCACACCUUUGGCGUCACGCACAUCCCGGCGCCCGAGGACUUCCCCAUCAUGCCCGUCGAGCCGAUCACGCUGCUCCUGCGCCCGCGCAACUUCUUCAAGAACAACCCGGUCAUGGACGUCCCGCCGAGCUACGCCAGCACGCCGAGCCAGGUCGCCGCCGGCAAGGGCGUGCUGGAUGCGACGGACAAGGUCAGCAAGCUUGCCUUCGAGGAGGAGUCUUCCUCGUGCUGCGCCGGUAAGAGCAAGUUGUAG
This is a messenger RNA of Colletotrichum karsti, 2034 nucleotides long. RefSeq names its product copper amine oxidase. Lineage: Eukaryota; Fungi; Ascomycota; Sordariomycetes; Glomerellales; Glomerellaceae. The transcript has 4 exons. The record is from RefSeq and is a predicted model, not a curated record. Gene Ontology annotation, biological process: amine metabolic process. Gene Ontology annotation, molecular function: copper ion binding; quinone binding; primary methylamine oxidase activity. Bases 1 to 2034 code for a protein of 677 amino acids.